AUGGCGGCUCAGGCCCCAGGCCUGGUCUCGGACUCGCUCGCUAUUCAUGAUGUCGAGCCUGUCAACACCACUGGACAAAGUAACCCAGUUUCCAGUGAGAAGCCCGAGAAAAGUAUCAUCCCCGCGUCGUACCACCUUAGUGUGGGUGACGAGGACCCAACCGCAAAUGAACUUCAUGGCCCCAACGCGUUGCGUCGCGUCUCAGCUUCGAUUCCCUGGGUCGUCUACACCGUUGCAUUUGUUGAACUGUGCGAGCGUUUCUCCUACUAUGGAACCCAAGUUCUCUACUCCAACUUCGUGAACCACGCACUGCCUCUUCCUGCUCCGAAUGGCCCUCCUGGAUCAAACCAUGCAACUGGUGCUGGUGGUCCUAGCUCCCAGGGUGUAUCGGGUGCUUUGGGCAAGGGUGUCGAAACUGCCAGCGCCAUCAACACCUUCAACACCUUCUGGUGCUACUGCCUUCCUCUGGUGAGUGCCUACAUCGCCGACGAGUACUGGGGAAGAUACAAGACCAUCUCUUGGUCUAUCGGGGCCGCCAUUUUAGGUCACAUCAUUCUAGUUAUCUCUGCCAUCCCACCGGUUAUCACAAACACCGAUGCUUCCUUCGCUGUGUUCGUUCUGGGUGUAAUCAUCAUGGGUUUGGGCACUGGUGGCUUCAAGCCUAACAUAUCCGCCCUGAUUGUCGAGCAGAUACCUGCUGUCAAUCUCAAGGUUCGUACGCUCGAAACCAGUGAACGUGUUGUCGUCGAUCCUACUAUCACUCAGAGCCGUAUCUACCACUAUUUCUACCUGUUCAUCAACCUGGGCGCAUUGAUGGGUCAGAUUGGCAUGGCCUAUUCGGAGAAGUACAUCGGGUUCUGGUUGGCCUUCCUGCUGCCCACCCUUAUGUUCCUGACUACUCCGUUCAUCAUGUGGUGGGGUCGCAAGCGUUAUCGCCAGUCUCCCCCAGCAGGCUCGGUGACUUACAAGGCCAUCAAGGCAUUCUGGUUCUGUAUGCGCAACCGCUGGCACUUCAACCCAUACAUCCUCUGGAAGCGAACGCACGAUGGCACCUUCUGGGACACCGCGAAGCCCUCUAACAUCGAGCCCCGAUUCCGACCCAAGUGGAUGACCUUCGACGAUGCGUGGGUGGACGAAGUGCGCCGUGGAUUUGCCGCUUGUGCUGUAUUUUGUUAUUUCCCGGUCUACUGGCUAGCCUACAACCAAUUGACAAACAAUCUCACUGCACAGGCUGGCACGAUGACCCUGAAAGGCGUCCCAAACGACGUUGUGAACAAUCUUGACCCCUUGGCGCUGCUCAUCCUCGUCCCGCUCUGCGACACGUUUCUAUACCCCGGGCUGCGCAAAAUGGGCAUUCAAUUCACGGCCAUCAAGAAAAUCACCCUUGGUUUCUGGAUAGCGUCGCUCUCUAUGAUCUGGGCGGCUGUCAUCCAGUACUACAUCUACCAGACUUCGCCCUGCGGCUACCGAGCUAACAACUGCUACACCGACGACGGCAGCGUCAACCCGUCUCCUAUCAUUGUGUGGGCUCAGACGGGCUCCUACGUCCUUGUUGCUGUAUCGGAGAUUUUUGCAGUCAUCACUUCAAUGGAGUAUGCCUACUCCAAGGCACCUCGAAAUAUGCGUUCCCUCAUCCAAGCGAUCAAUAUGUUCACCAACGCCAUCUCCGCUGCCAUCGCUGAGGCUUUGAUUACGCUUUCCAGGGACCCUCUGUUGAUCUGGAACUAUGCCGUCUUCGCUAUCUUGACCUUUGUCGGUGGAACCAUCUUCAUUAUCCAGUUCUGGAGUCUGGAUAAGGAGGAGGACGAGUUGAACAACUUGCCCGAGGGUCAUGUGCAGGCUAGCGAGAACCCGGAAGGCAAUCCGGAAGGCCAGGCACAGUUUGAACAUGCCGAGAUUGGCCCUGGUCGUGGUUGA
Penicillium samsonianum is the source of this 1917-nucleotide messenger RNA. RefSeq lists its product as uncharacterized. Gene Ontology annotation, cellular component: membrane. The record is from RefSeq and is a predicted model, not a curated record. Gene Ontology annotation, molecular function: dipeptide transmembrane transporter activity. NCBI's taxonomy places the organism in Eukaryota, Fungi, Ascomycota, Eurotiomycetes, Eurotiales, Aspergillaceae. Gene Ontology annotation, biological process: transmembrane transport; oligopeptide transport. The transcript is spliced from 2 exons. The coding region runs from base 1 to 1917 and encodes 638 amino acids.